This is a messenger RNA of Brienomyrus brachyistius, 3885 nucleotides long. RefSeq names its product T-box transcription factor TBX5-A-like. NCBI's taxonomy places the organism in Eukaryota, Metazoa, Chordata, Actinopteri, Osteoglossiformes, Mormyridae. The transcript is spliced from 9 exons. Gene Ontology annotation, biological process: positive regulation of DNA-templated transcription; regulation of transcription by RNA polymerase II; pattern specification process. Gene Ontology annotation, cellular component: nucleus. Gene Ontology annotation, molecular function: DNA-binding transcription factor activity, RNA polymerase II-specific; RNA polymerase II cis-regulatory region sequence-specific DNA binding. Bases 712 to 2256 code for a protein of 514 amino acids. The record is from RefSeq and is a predicted model, not a curated record.
UGUAAAUUUUUCCAGAAAGCGUCCCAUCUUAACAAUACUCACUCUAUUAGUGUUGUCUGGUUUGGUGCAUGAGGAGCAUACACAGGAGUAUACCUGGGUGAUGGGUUUACUAAAGGGCUAUGGUGUAGCUAUCUCUAUUGGGGUAAAAGUUUCUUUUGCUCGCUCAGUAAUUUUUACUACGCACUCUAUCUGCGCGCUUUCCCUUGCAUUUGUUAGAGAGAUAACGUGGAACUGGGUAUGUCAAUUGAAUCAUGGGGGCAGAUAGAGGGGGCGGGGCACAACAGGAAAGAGAUUCUGGGUAGCAACGAGAGCAAGAACGAGAGAGGCAAAGGAGGGAAAGAGCAAGCGAACCGGAGAGAGUACUGCUAUUUUCUGUGAGAACAGGCUACCCUUUCUGCUCAGGUCUAUGUAGUCGUUUGUAAAUACGUCUUGACAAAAAACUGUUCCAGUAUAUAAAAUUAAUGAAGAUAUUUUUAAAACCAGUGUCCAGAAGAAAAGGACAAUUUAAUGGAUAUGUUGGACAGAUCUUUAGGGCCGUGCCUCUGGAAUACGCCAUUUAAGAGUAAACGGCCAAAAGUCGAUUUAUAGAUCGAGGUUUUAUUUAAUAAAAUCACAGAAAAUAUUUUCUACCGCCAGGGAUUCGCAACGCAGAGCAACUCGUCUGGCUUUCUCCGAGACCCAGUUGGAGCUUCGUCUGCUUACAUCCCAGAGAUGGCGGAUGCGGAGGAGGUUUUUGGACUUUUAAGUACGCCGAGUGACUCGGAUUCAAAGGAAUUAAAUGAUGAAGGUGGACAGGAGAAUCGGAUACAAACUUCUUGCAAGUCACCGUCAGCAAAGACGUCGUACAUUCAACAGGGCAUGGAAGGGAUUAAAGUUCACUUGCACGAAAGAGAGCUAUGGACAAAAUUUCACGAAGUUGGCACUGAAAUGAUUAUCACCAAAGCUGGGAGGCGGAUGUUUCCAAGUUACAAAGUCAAGGUUACUGGAUUAAAUCCCAAAACGAAAUACAUUCUCUUGAUGGAUGCAGUACCUGCAGACGACCACCGGUACAAGUUUGCUGACAACAAAUGGUCAGUGACAGGGAAGGCAGAGCCCGCCAUGCCUGGGAGACUUUACGUACACCCAGAUUCACCAGCAGCGGGUGCCCAUUGGAUGCGCCAACUCGUCUCUUUUCAGAAGCUGAAACUGACAAACAACCACCUUGACCCUUUUGGGCAUAUUAUCUUAAAUUCCAUGCACAAAUACCAGCCGAGAAUACACAUUGUGAAAGCGGAUGAAAAUAAUGGAUUUGGCUCCAAAAACACAGCCUUCUGUACACACGUGUUUCCCGAGACGUCUUUCAUUGCUGUCACAUCGUACCAGAAUCAUAAGAUCACCCAGCUCAAGAUCGAAAACAACCCCUUCGCUAAGGGCUUCCGGGGGAGUGAUGACAUGGAGCUGCACCGGAUAUCCAAAAUCCCAAGCAAUAAGGAGUAUCCAAGGGUUCCACAGACUACAAUACACCAGAGGCUGGCGCCCAGUACAAUCCCCUUCAACACAGAAGCACGGGGUCCAUCUUCAGCAGGUGGACUGAGUGUAUCCCAGUAUCCAUGUGAAAAGAUUAAAAAUGGCCCACCGGACCUCCUACCCCCCUCCUAUGUUGUACCACACAAUCACUACCAGGACUACCACUGCACAAGAAGAAAAGUGGACGGGGAAUGUCAUACAGGAGAUCACCUGUAUAAGAAGUCAUAUAUCGAGAGCAUCGCCAGUGAGGAUGAGCACUACUAUCGACCAGCCAGCUAUUCUCAGUCCUUGGCCUUGGCCAGCAGCCCCUACAGGGCAGAGUCCACCCAACGGCAGGCCUGCAUGUAUGCCAGCACCUCCCAGGCAAUGGAGCCCUUGACCAACCUGGAGGACAUCAGCUGUAGCACCUGGACCAGCAUGUCACCUUAUGGCAGCUGCACAGUGGCUGCCGUGCCCUCUGUGGAGCGACGACCCUACCAGCACUUCUCUGCCCACUUCACUUCGGGGUCCCUAGUGCCCAGACUAAGUGGGACAUCUGGCCAUACCUCACCUCAACUUCACAGGGACACCCACACUGUGUACCCUAACCCAGUGGCUCACCAGCCCCCGCCCCGUCAAUGUGGGUCAAAUGUGUCUACCAGCAGCCCUGAGUAUUUGUACGACCAUGCCAUGCCCCGUGCCCUGUCCCCACACCAUUACCAUGCAGUUCCCACCGUGAGCAUCAUGUCUGAGUGGAGUGAGGGCAGCUAGCUACACGAUGGCUUUUGCAUGUUAGAAGUGAACUUCAGCCAUGACAACGGGAGUGCAGAUAGACAUGCAUGCGACAGAUCAAGACACCAAGGUCAAUGGAGAACGGAAUCUCCCCAGAUUGAUAAAUAUUUUUCCAAGCAGUUUGUUUUUGCACAUUUUUAUGAAUUGUGUUUUUAGGUGUUGCAUGUAUGCAGUUAGUUUCAAAUGAUUACUAUAUAAAACAAAAUACUUUCAAAGUCUAAAAUUAAACCAGUACAGUUUUCAUCAGCUCUGAAAAUUCAUGUUUACUCCUUUAUCUACAAUUUAAAAAUAGUAAUAAGGUUGUCACUGGAAAAACAUUACUGACACAUUGAACUUUUAAGUUUUUAUGAAUGUUCAAAAUUCCUUUCAUGUUAUUCUUGCUUGAUUAAGACCGGCCUGAAAUGACCUCUUCCCUAAAACUAUAGUGCACAGGUACAAGCAGCUCACGCUUUCCUUGUAAUCAUACAGCCCUCAUUCUUUCUGAUUUACAGGUCGGCCCUUUGGUUCAUAACCCUUCUAUGUUGCAUGUCCCCUUUAAUUAACAUGUUUUUUUAUUUUUAAGAUGUAUAAAACAUACAUGGGUAUGUGGCAGGUCUCAGUGACAUGAGAUUAAGUUCAGUUUUUUGGUCACAGCCCUCUAUCCAUCUAUGAGAUCAUGUUUGAUGAUCCUCCUUCUAACUCCUUAAAAUAGUCAGGGUCACACUAGGGCCUGGAGCCUAUCCCAAGCUACAAGGCCUGUAUGAGGAAACUGCUAUGACAUAAAGAGAACAUGCAAACACCACGCAGAUUUGAAAUGGGAGUCAAACUCCUAAUCCUGGACAUAUAAAGCAACAGUGCAACCCACUGAGCCACUAUGCAGUUGUCAAAAUACAAGAAACAGAACCAUAUAAGAAAUUCAUCCUGCUUUUCAUUAUCUUAUGAGCUGCUACAUACAGAAGCUGUUAUACCUACAAAUCAAAAUAUCCUGUCAAGAGCACUGCUAGUAAAGGGGAAAAAAAAGUUACUUAAUGGGGUCAGAGACAUGCCUGAUGAUUCAAGGUGGCUCAUUUCAAGGUUUAUAGUGCUGCACUGUAUUUUGUUUCUGCAUCAUCACGAUGUGCGCAUGUGCAAUAAUCACAUCGCAGGAUGUGCCAGGUCAAGUAAGGCAAAUGAAAACAAACUACAACUUUUUUGCUGCUUGAUACAAAAGGAAAACUCACAUGCUUCUCCUUUUCCAUGACUAAUCUACAACCGAAAUCUGUCUGAUAUAACAAUUUACUCAGAUUUAAGGAUUUUUGAAUGCACAGAGUUUGUAGCUAGUGAGUGAGAUGCAGGCUCUGCAUGCACAGCAAACCACCAAUCGCAGCUAGGGCGAGGUGAUGCGCGAUAUUAAUACUGGCUUGAUGUAUUAGUGUCACUAAAACAUUUCAGUUUCACUAAAACAUUUUUCUUCUCUCAUAGGAAACAAAAUUUAACAAGCUUUGCAAUUUUAAUGAUUAUUCCUUUUCGAGAUUAUCAAGUAUAAUGUCAUUUUUUUCGUAUACCAAAGAACAUGUGGACAUCUUCUGUUAAACCAACGAUAAUGUUUACUAAAAGUACUCCUGUCAAUGACAUAUAUAUAUAUAUAUA